Molecule: messenger RNA, 2138 nt
Organism: Neoarius graeffei (lesser salmon catfish)
Lineage: Eukaryota; Metazoa; Chordata; Actinopteri; Siluriformes; Ariidae
Exons: 5
Coding region: 46-1233 (395 amino acids)
Source: RefSeq, a predicted model, not a curated record
UGUGGCAGUGCAAGCAUUGUGUCACUAGAGAGAGUCGUCCACACAAUGGCCCAGCCCAUAAGACUGAAGGUUAUCCUUGGUGAAGAUGAUGCCAGGAAGCUAAUUCUGCCAGCAGGGAUACCGGACUCCAUACAGGAAUUGUGCCAGACAAUGAAGACCAGUUUUGGAUUGCAAGAAGAUUUUCGGCUUCAAUAUCAAGAUGCUGAUUUUGGAAAUGAGUUCGUAAACCUGUUGGUGACCUCCGAAAUACAUGACAAAGCAACUAUAAAGGUUGUAUACUUGGGUAUUCACAACAAUGAUGACACAAUGACACGUCAACCUCUAGCAGUCCAAGGAUCAACAGAUUCAUUGUCAGUCUCCUCGGUUGAAACAGAUAAUACAGAGCCCACUUCAUCUUCAGGUUCAUCACCAUCUACAAGGCUGUCAGUUUGGCCAAGUGUCUUCACAAUCCCUAGUUUCAACUAUGACGCUGAACUGCAACUUGACAAGGCCAAUACUGAGUGCAGUGUUAGUGGAACUCAUUUGAGCCCCUCACCGAAACUGAAAUCACACGUUUUGGAGAAACUGGCCGAAGAAAUCAUUAAAUUCAAAGCCUACCCAACUGACAAUGAUCUGAAUGAUGUUGCAGAAGCUCUUGUGAAAAAGCAUCCAUGUCUGAAGGAGCAGGGAUCCUUCAAUGGCUGUUAUGGGUGGAAGAUUAGCCUCAAGUAUAAGAUGGCCAACUUCAGGACCAAACUAAGAGGCCUUGGAUGUCAUGAGGUGACCAUAAAUUCACUGAAGAACAAGGCCCAAGACAAAGCAGCCUUGAAUGUGAAAAAGCCCAGAAGGGCAGAAGUCAAUUACUGUCCACAGCAUCCAAAAGGAGAAACGACGGACACUCUGGAAAACGAGAGAAUUGCACUGCUUUCAGAGAUUAAGAAGAGAAACAAUGACCAUGUAGUGGCACUGAAAAUGGAAAAGACUUUCUCAUAUAGAAGACAAGAAGUUCUUCAAGGACAGCCUCUCAUUGCAGACUUCAAAAGCAGAUGGCCAGUUCUGUUCACUCAGAAAGAGAUCGACAACAAGUUCAUGCGCAUAUCAACUGUACCUCUGUUGUCUGCAUUCUUUGCUGAGCUCGACCAACACUCUCCACACAUGAUGGAGCUCUUUGGAGGGAAAGGUGGAGCGGCUGGGAAAAAAAUUAGACAUAUCAUGGUGGCCAUUUCCAAGGAUGACACAAUACAUACAAGAUGAGCAUGCAUCCUCAAGUCCUUGUGCAUCUGCCUGAGCGAAGACCAUGAGAAACUCGUGAAGGAAUAUAUGGACACAGAUACUGAGGCCAACACUUCAAUGGAGCAAACUGUGAUGGGAGUGUACAUCAUACAGAAGUAGGCAGACCCUGGAGAUGAUCCAGAGGACAUCGGUGUCCUGAUUGAAGGUGUGGAGGUCCUCAGUCGUUUGGGGGACACUGUGAUUGCCUGUGCUCUGUUAUUUGGACUGAUAUACUGUCUGAACCUGAGCUACCCACCCGAGCUCAAAUGUACUUUUGAAGUCCUGCAGAAGCUUCUACUGAAGCUGGAUGGGCAGAGGUUGUCAUCCAAGGCACAGUUCCUGAAAAACAAGCUUAUAGGGUGAAUAGGCUUGAAGAAGACUGAUUCAAGCAUGGCAUUUGUCCACAUCUCCGCCAAUGCAGAUUUUUGUUUUUGAAAGUUCAGAAUUAGAAGAAAAAUGUUCCAACAGACAAUUUAGUUUGCACAAUGGACUGAAAUUAAGAUUGUCGUCUCAUAUGUUAAAAAUGGAGAUGACACAGAACAGUGUUUUUGAACACACAUUCAGACUGGUUUUACUAGAUGGACAGUUGUGGCUGGAGCAGUUGUAUUCAUACGGGUUUUCAAAAACAGUUUCUGUGAGUGGCGCAGUCAUACUUGCACUUUGAGCUCCUAAAGUUGAGUAUUAUUUACAAAGAUUUUCUGACAUUCCUUUGACAGUAAUUUUUCACCAUUUCUGAUUUAAAAACAAAAAACAGUGCACGUGUUGAUUGUAAUGAUUCAGUGUUUAAAAUGAUAACAUGCGUAUUUUUAUAGUUAUGCACACAUUUCAUUUUUACAAACGUUUGAAGUUUAGUUGUUGCACUUAAAAUUUUAAAACUUGAAAUGACA